Messenger RNA from Mesorhabditis belari, 1392 nucleotides. The record is from the annotation of a GenBank genome assembly. NCBI's taxonomy places the organism in Eukaryota, Metazoa, Nematoda, Chromadorea, Rhabditida, Rhabditidae.
AUGGAGUACAUUGAGGUGAAAACGGAUCGAGAAGAGCAGCGAUCUUCUUCCUCACCCUCUUCCUCAUCAUUAUUUGUUGGUGGUCCAUGUGUGGUGUGCGCGCAAGCUGCUCAUGGAAUCCAUUUCGGCGUUGCCACUUGUCGGGCAUGCGCUGCUUUCUUCAGACGAACGGUGGUCUUGGACCGAAAAUACACAUGUCGUCGUCUAAAUGCCGAUUGUAACAUUAGUUUGGAAGUUCGAUAUUUAUGUCGUUUUUGUCGCUAUCAACGAUGUCUUCAAGUUGGAAUGACACCGGAUAAUGUUCAAUGGAAUCGUGAUCGAAUGUCAAGUUCAAUUCAAAAUAAAGAAAAACUAUCGAAAGGAAAGAAAAAUGCGCAAAAAAUGGAUGUAGAGGAGAGAAUUGAAAGAAUGGCGAUAAAAGAGGACGAAGAGGAUGGGGAAAGGUCGAGAAUCAUGGGAAUGGAGGGAAUGGAGAUCAGAGAGAAGCCACUGAAUCCACUGAAUCCACAAUCCUCCAUCAUUCGACCAAAGCCAAAUCCACCCCAGCAAAUCGCUCGUCUUAUCGGUCACAUUCUUGACAUUUCCAGGAAGAUUGAGCUCGUUUUGACACCGAAUCGAGCGAUCGAAGUCGUCUCUCCAUUCCCGUUAACCGCUUUACAACGAAUGUCGAUUGCGACGGAAAGACUACGCGGGGAAUUGCCAAAAGAGCCACCUGUUGUGUUAGAAGAGGUCGAUUUUGAGGUGAUCAGCAUCGAUUGGUUUCAACAUCUCGAGAAGACGGCAUAUUGGUUGAUGCAUUGCGAGGAGUAUGCGAGAUUGCCUUUAGAGCAAAAGAUGUUAAUCUUUCGAAACACGUGGUCAGGUUUUCUUCGAAUGGAAAAAAUCGCAUCCACCCUUUUGGUGUUUGGAGAGGAAGCGGUGCGGCGAAAGGUGUGUCUUUGCUGUGAUUUCGCGACAAGUCUCACCACAAAAGUGCACAUGGGAGAUCUCAGCAAUCUUUCAUCCGAGGAUUUCUCGAAAUUCAUGGCACCAAAAAUGGAGGUAAUGUUUGAGGACCUAGCGCGUCCAAUGUUGAUGAUGGGUCCAGAACCACUCGAGUACAUCUAUCUUCUGUGUCUCACUGUGUGGAAUAUUGAGGGACGAGGUCUAUCCGUGGAUACAGUUCAUGCAGCCGAUCUUUAUCGAGAGAGGAUCUCGGCUGAACUCCAUGAUUUCUAUGUUCAUUCAAAGGGUCUCACCAAUUAUGCGCAUCGAAUGAUUCAGUUGCAUUCACUCAUUCAGAAUAAUGAGCGAAUUCAACAAGAACGCAACGAAAUGUGGACAAUGGUUCGCGUGUUUGAUGUGUUUAACUUUGAACUUCCAAAUUGUGGAGUCUUAGAUCCAGAGAGGAUG